AUGUCACGCGUGAAGAGAAUCGCUAAGGAAUUGGACGAGUGUCGUCAGGAUACCCAGUCGGGAGUUACUCUUAAGCUUAACAAUGAUAAUGAUUUGACUAAACUCACAGGUUAUUUCCGUGGACCACCAGGCACACCAUACGAGGGCGGAAUCUUUCAAGUCGCGAUUGAUAUCCCCAACGAAUACCCAUUCAAGCCGCCUAUUAUGAAAUUCUCCACCAAAGUUUACCACCCAAAUAUCUCGUCAGUUACUGGUGCUAUAUGUCUCAAUAUCUUGAAGGAUAAGUGGACACCAGUGCUCACGUUGAAAUCGACUUUGAUCUCGUUGCAAUUACUCUUACAACUGCCUGAGCCUAAUGACCCGCAAGACGCUGAAGUGGCAAAGCAUUACUUGAGCAAUAAGAAAGGGUUUGAGGAGACUGCUGCAUACUGGACUACAUUAUAUGCAAAAGAUGGAGGAGCUGGCGAAGAGAGUGGUCUCGGUAAUGGUGCUGCUGGAACUAGAGGCGGAGCCAGUGAUGCAGCGUUGUACGGUAUUGAUGAAGAGAUUGUGGCACAGUUUGAAAAUAUGGGAUUUCCUAGAGAUAAGACUAUUGAAGUGUUGAGACGUAUGGGAGUAAAGACUUUCAAGAAUGUUAACAACAAGAGUGAGUUGGAGAACAAGAUUUUGGAAGAAUUGUUGAGGGAAUGUCAAUAA
Molecule: messenger RNA, 696 nt
Organism: Lodderomyces elongisporus
Lineage: Eukaryota; Fungi; Ascomycota; Pichiomycetes; Serinales; Debaryomycetaceae
Gene: ubc1
Product: E2 ubiquitin-conjugating protein
Exons: 1
Coding region: 1-696 (231 amino acids)
Molecular function (GO): protein binding
Source: RefSeq, a predicted model, not a curated record